Ascochyta rabiei is the source of this 468-nucleotide messenger RNA. Its product is annotated as Peptidylprolyl isomerase. NCBI's taxonomy places the organism in Eukaryota, Fungi, Ascomycota, Dothideomycetes, Pleosporales, Didymellaceae. Gene Ontology annotation, molecular function: RNA binding. The record is from RefSeq and is a predicted model, not a curated record. The transcript is spliced from 2 exons. Bases 1 to 468 code for a protein of 155 amino acids.
AUGUCAAAUUUUUCGGACGCAUCACGCCUAAAGGCUACGGUGUUCGUCGGCGGCCUCGAUCAAGCAGUCACCCAGCAAACCCUGUUCCACGCCUUCCUGCCGUUUGGAGACAUCGUCGAAGUCAACCUGCCAAAGCCAGAUCUACCAAAUUCGAACGAAACACAUCGUGGCUUUGGCUAUGUUGAGUUUGAAGCUGCUACGGAUGCUACAGAUGCGAUAGACAACAUGGACCGGAGCGAACUGUACGGCCAGGUCAUCAAAGUUGCUGCAGCUAAGCCGCAGAAAGACCACACCGAAGGUCUGGGGAGCAAAACAGCUGUGUGGGAGCAGGAAGGAUGGUUGGCCAAGCAUGCUGUGAGCGAAGAAGAUCGUCAAGCAACCGAGCAGCUACAGGAGGAAGCAAACGGCCCUAUGGAUCCGAUGCAAGGGCUUGAGGGCCUUGACGAAGCAGGACCUAAGGCUGCUUGA